Podarcis muralis (Common wall lizard) is the source of this 4080-nucleotide messenger RNA. The record is from RefSeq and is a predicted model, not a curated record. NCBI's taxonomy places the organism in Eukaryota, Metazoa, Chordata, Lepidosauria, Squamata, Lacertidae.
AGUACAAAAUAACCCGAAGCCAACAGAAAAGGUUUGCUUAAUAGCACACAUUCCCAGCAGAUAAAGCUCAGAAACCCCUCCUUCUUCAGUGCCUAAGGUUAUCCUGGCAAGAUUGUAGUGUGGCUGUCAAAAUUUGAUCAUGGACAACCUUGCUGGAAGUGACAAAGAUACCGGAUCCUUUACAUUUUCGGACAAGAUGAAGUUUUCAGCAUCUGGAUUUACACCCUUUGAAAUAGAUGAACCCAAAGGCCAGAAAAAGACUUGCAAAAGGUGCAUUUCGGCUCUGGUUACUAUAUACCUGAUUCUGCUCACUGCAGGCUUCGGACUGUUGGCCUAUAAAGUCUAUGAGAUGAACAAAGACUUGGAAAAGAACAAAGUCAACUUACCUUUAGCAGAAAAACUGGCAAGCUAUUUUGUCAAUGACACCAUGCUUGCCAAUGAUAUUGAGCAAAUGGAGGCAAGCUCACAAAGAAAAGGAGACAAUUGGGUCAGAAAUCUAAAGGAAGAAAUUCACAUAAUCAAACUGAGCAACCAACAUUUAGAAUGGAGAAUGACCAAUUUUACAGAACAACUGGAAAGCCACGCACUUCAAGGGCCUCCGGGACCUCCAGGUGCAGGAUUGCCUGGACCAAAAGGAGAAAUUGGAUCUCCAGGGAUGAGAGGACCUCCAGGUACCCAGGGAGAGAAGGGCGAUACAGGAACCAUGGGGCCAAAGGGUUCGAAAGGAGAGCAAGGACUGCAAGGUUUAAAUGGACUUGAUGGUGAAAAGGGAUCUGAAGGAAAUCUUGGCCCGGCUGGUCCAAAAGGUGAACCAGGAACAAAAGGGGAAAUGGGAGACAGGGGACCUCAAGGUCUUCCAGGACUCCAAGGACCAGCUGGUGGAAAGGGGGAUCUGGGCCCAAGAGGACCAGUUGGUCUCACAGGAGAGAAGGGCAUGCAGGGAGAACGAGGCCUGCCAGGUACACGUGGUCCCCAAGGACCUCCUGGACAACCAGGUCCUGCAGGCAGCAUGGCGCCACCAGGAAGUCCUGGCCCAAAGGGAGCGCAAGGGGAGAAAGGACAGAAAGGAGAAGCAAGCACCCUUUCAGGAGUACCAGGAGUGAAAGGCGAUCGGGGGGAAAGGGGUUACAAAGGCGAUCCAGGCAUACCAGGAAGUAAAGGGUCGAAGGGAGAUCAGGGAAUGACAGGGAGCAAAGGCAUGCCUGGUGAAAAAGGAAGUGCCGGAUCUAAUGGGGUGAAAGGCGAACCAGGAAGAAAAGGAGACAGAGGCAUUCAGGGAUAUACAGGAGCAACAGGAGCACAAGGGAUUAAAGGUGAAAAGGGAGAUUCAGGUAGCAGUUCUGUUGUAAGACUUGUUGGAGGACAUCAACGUGGUCGAGUUGAGGUUCUGUAUUCAGGAGUAUGGGGUACCAUAUGUGACGACAGCUGGGACACUAAUGAUGGAGCUGUGAUUUGUCGGAUGCUGGGAUUUAGCCGAGUAGUUGAAACCUUCACUGCAACUGCAGCAGGCUCCGGACAAAUCUGGUUGGAUGACGUGGGAUGUACCGGAACAGAAUUCUCCAUUUAUUCAUGUAGAAAACGUGACUGGGGUGAAAACAACUGCAGUCAUAAUGAAGAUGCUGGGGUAGAGUGUGCCUAAUGGAAAACAGUUCUGCUCCGAUGUCUGAGAAACAAUACCUUAAUACUGAUGAUUCCACGAAGAAGUGUGCAUGGGACUGUCCUUCAGAGUGUAUCUCUUGGCUAAUCAGAGAAUGGAUUAAUUUUGUUUUACUCCUUUAAUUCCACUGUACCAACACAUCUCUACAUUCUCCUUUGCUGAUCAAGGCUAUUCUAAUUGGGUAUGUGAGGAAUCAACAUCAGUAACUGGGCUCACUUUAUUAGAAGACCAGUAACUAAACUAUUAUUGCUCAGUGGUUAGAACAUCUGCCUUGCAUGAGGAAGGUUCCCGGUUCAAUCCCUGGCAUCUCCAGGUAUGGCUGGGAAAUAUCCCUGUCUGAAACCCUGGAAAGUCACUGCCAGCCAAGCAUGGGCAAUGCUGAGCUAGAUCGACCUAAAGUUUAACUUAGUAUAAGGGCACUCCCUGUGUUCCUAAUCAUGACACAGGAACUACAUCCUAAUCACAUUAACUUGGGAGUAGGGUCUUUAGAAAGGCCUACAAUCUUGACUGUUUUCAGUAGCCUUCUCUUGUGUAAUGAUUUAUCAUGCUCUUUUGCUGUUGAUGGUUUUGGCUGUAGUCCCGUUUUAUUUGGGCUGGGAGAGCUGAAUGUGUUUUUAUAACUGAUAGGUUUGUUCAUGGUUUGCAUUGGGGAAGUUUGAUGCUUGUAUGUUGUUCCACUUUUGUGGAAGCUGCCUUGAGAUAGUUUUUCCUUGUAAAGGGCCCCCAUAUAAUCAAGAAAUGAAGGAGCCAUUGAACUGAGGGAUGCUGACUUCUGAGUAAGGAUGCAGAGGAUCCAGAUAGAGGAGGGUGACUUGAAAAAUAUGUGCAGCUGGCUUUUGUAAUUCAAACAUGCCAAAUCAUUUUCCAGGUGUCUUCAGCUGGAUAUUGUCCAUAAACCCAUUGAAACGUACAUCACGGAAACACUUCCGAAAGCAGAUGAGACUUGAGGCAACACUUAUAGCCUUUGUCUCCCAGAACCUUAUGAAAGAUAAUGCCCAUGUUUAUUUAGUCUACCUUUCUGUGCCUUGUUCAUAACUUCUUCAUUUCACUAUUUUCCUCUUAGAGCUCUAGCAGUGUUUGGCUGAAGUCACAUGACACUGUCCAUGAUCCCAAGGAAGGAUCUGGGUGUGGAGGAGAGAAAUGAAACUGUUUCUAUUGCCAAAGAGGCAAGCUUCUCCGAGAGAGAGAGAGAGAGAGAGAGAGAGAGAGAGAGAGCAGUGACCUGCUCCUACUGCUGGUGGGGGCUGCUGUAGUGAAAAAAGAAGCAAAGCUCUCCAAAUCAAUGUGUUGAUUUAUUUCUCGAUGCCGUGAUAAAUGUUGAAAUGUCAAAGCUCACAAUGGCUUGCAUAGCCAUGAUUUCCAAGGGGAGUCCCUAGACUCAAUGCAGCCAUCCAUGUUGAUUCCUUAUAGAUACAUACCAAAAAGCACAUAGCAGAUGGUGCCUUCCAAAUGUGCUGGACUUCAACUCCCAUCACCCCUGACCAUUGACCCUGCUGGUUGGAGCUAAAAGGAGUUGGUAGUCCAACAACAAAUGGAAGGACACCACAUUGGCCUCCCCUGCCAUACGGCACAAUAGGCAUUAUAUUAGGAUCAGCUGACAGUCCUGUAAUAGUAAGUGUAGUGAGUACCAUGUUAAACUUUGACUUGUGAGAACUGGGUUCAUAUUCCUGAUCUGCCAUGAACUUCACUGGUUGACCUUGGACCAGUCAUUGUCUGAGCCUAGCCUCCAUAACAAGGGGAUCAUGUGCCGGACUAGAACUAUCCUCCAAACUCCCAAGCUUGCAACACAGGCAAAUAACCAAUCCAGCAGUUCACAUCAUCCCUCCUCCUGUGGGUAAAAACUCUGGUGCUGCAUUCCCCUAUGUCCCUGCUCCACUGUACCAAUGUUUUUAUGGUCAUGGCAUUCCUUUGGACUGUGGGCAUUGGUUUUGCUGCCUGAUUGGAUGGUGGCAAUAUUGAAAAGAUGGCCAAUGGAGAGAGAGAGGUGGGGAAAGGGCAAAUGAACUGUUGAGUGAUUUCUCCAGAUUUCCAGUCUGUAUAAUGAGAACCCUGCUAAAGACCCAUCUAGUCCAGCAUCGUGUUCUCACAGGGGUCAACUAGAUGCCCGUGCCCGUCUCCCCACUGGCCAUUCCCAGCAGUUGGUAUACAGAAGCAUAUUUGCUCCAGCACUGGAGGUAGAACAUAACCAUCAUGGCUAAUAGCAAUUGAUAGCCUUAUUCUCCAUGAAUGUUGUCAGUCUGUAUACUGGUGAAAACAUUCCUGCAAACAACAUAGCCAUGCAUUAUUUUGUUUUAUUUUAAGUGCUGAGUACUUGCAUUUGGAGCCAACAAGGUUUACACAAUUAACUUUCCGCUGGUUUAAUAAUGAUAUUGUGUAAAUUUCAGAAUGUGCAGGUUUUAAUUAAAUACUUAGGCUUCCAUUCA